UCCAUCGUCAGCGACGUAACUCCAAUUCAGCGGUCCCAGUGACGUCGUGAUCGUUUCAAAAACGAACACGUGACCAAUCAGCCCCUCGAGUUUAGUGGUAAGAAUGGAAAAGCUCUGAUGCUGCCCGCCCGAAAACACCUCGCGUUUGAUUAACGUGCCCGUUUCACGCGCUGUCGCGUUGAACAUUAACCACGCAACCUGAACGACCAAGAUCGCACUUCGCGGGGAUGAUUAUACGACGCUGUCAACGUGUCCGCUCCUAUCGAAAAGCAUAAAUCAACCAGGAGUAGUCGGACCCUGUAAUAAACGACGCUUUAUCAAAUUGGCCAAUCGAUGUGCCCAAGUUCUUUAAUUCUCUGUGUGGAAUCUGACGGUUCCAAACAACGUGGCGGUUACGCCGAAACGUUUUCGCUGCAGGAAAAAAACUGAGUUCAAAAUAGCGACGAACGAAGAUUCAUGAAAAAAUCGCAACGAUUCGUUCAUCUCGACCGCCGCUUUUCUACCUCGGAAUUUAAGCUGAUGCAGGAAAUUCUACUGACAUAAUUCACUCGAGCAAGCAUAAAAAAGUUUGACGACGUUCGGACCUGACGAUAAGUUAUUCAAGUGGACUUUCGACUCGCCUCGAUGUUUAUGAAAAAAAGCACAAGAGAAACGUUUUAUCCUCAAUGAAACAGAUCGAAAGUAAAACACGUCGAACCGAAGCUACGUGACUGGAAAAACAAAACCGUGGCUGUCGAGGCGAUGAAAGCUCUCCGCGAUUUUUACGAAGGGGUUGGAAUUAGCUGGAAAAAAAUUGCUUCGCCGUGAAGUUUGGGAUUCUGUGCACACGAUGCUGAGAGCGGCGAGCUUUUAAUCCGGCAGAAAACCGGACGCGAUAUCGCCGUCGCUUCGUUCAGUUUCAUGUCGAUUUGCUCUGUUCCAGUCACCGUUUUCUCGCUGUUUUGCGGCUGUCCAACCCAAAGUCAAAUAACUCUAUAAGGUGUGAGAGAGAGAGGAGAUGAAGUCAGGCCGAAAAUGGCGAACAGGAAGACCGGCUUAUCGCUCACGGAUCGCCUUCCGAUCUCAAGAAUCUCCGACAGUCAAGAGCGUAAAAUAGUGAAGGCUUGCAGGAAUCGGAUGAUCGUAGCGUUCGUCAGUGCAGAGAUGAAAAAAAUGUGUACAAGUGAAGGGUAAACGAUGAGAGAGCUGUAAUUCCCGUGAAAUUUUGUGGAAAAAAAAAAGAAAAAGAUCGUGGGACAACGCAGAGGCCUUGAUGAUCAGAAGCUAGCGAAACUUUGCGAAUAAUUCGACUAAAAGCUGGGGGAAAGUAUCGGUGAAUAAACGGCGUACGAAUUUCUUCUAAAUAUACAAUCAGUUCCAUAAAGUUCACCAAAAUGGACGGCAUUUGCAACACUUCGAACGCUACCGUCUGCACCUUCAAUCAGUCGAGCCCCGACGAUUUUGGGUUCGGAUUCGACCAUCAGCUGCUCCACAAUAUCGUCUCGGUCGUCGUGCCGCUCCUAUUCGGCGUCAUCGGGAUCGUCGGACUCCUUGGAAAUUUUCUAGUCGUUAUUGUCGUUGCGGCAAAUCCCGGGAUGCGAUCUACGACAAAUUUGCUGAUAAUCAAUCUCGCCAUUGCCGAUUUGUUGUUUGUGAUAUUUUGUGUACCGUUCACCGCGACAGACUACGUCCUGCCUUUCUGGCCCUUUGGAAAUUUGUGGUGCAAAGUUGUUCAGUAUUUAAUCAUCGUCACUGCCUGCGCCAGUGUUUACACUCUGGUCCUCAUGAGUCUCGACAGGUAUCUCGCCGUGGUCCACCCCAUAGCCUCGAUGUCCGUGCGAACAGAGGCCCACGCAUUUUUCGCAAUAUGUAUCGCGUGGGCGGUCAUUCUGACGGCCUCGAUUCCAGUCCUCAUCAUGCACGGCGAGAUUUGCUUUGUCUUCCAGGAUCAGUACAAUUCCACAACGGAGCAGGUGACGGCCUGCCGAUUUCUUCCCCAGUUCAACUGGCCGAUGUUUCAAGUGACGUUCUUCCUGACCAGCUACAUCAUCCCCCUGACUCUUAUCUGCGGCCUCUACGUCUGCAUGCUGCUCAGGCUCUGGAAAGGAGCUCACGUCAGCGCCGAGAGCAGACGCGGGAAGAGAAGAGUCACCAGGCUCGUCUUGGUCGUCGUUGGUGUUUUCGCAAUCUGCUGGUGUCCCAUUCAGCUGAUCCUGGUGAUAAAGUCCCUGGAUCUUUACCCGAUGACGGCAGCCGCGGUCAUGGUCCAGAUAGUCAGCCACGUCCUGGCGUACACAAACAGCUGCGUCAACCCGAUCCUCUACGCGUUUCUCAGCGAUAAUUUUCGCAAAGCAUUCCGCAAGGUUAUCUACUGCAGACCUCGCCCCGAUCCUCAUCAUCGCCUGGGAGGACCGUCGACGAAAACAACCCGGGCAGCCAGCACGGGUGACAUACUAUAGAAAAUGAAAACUUGUUUCUGAUUUCAGGUUAGAAUGAAGCUAGGCAACAAAUUGUUUCACCGCAACGUGGAUGUAAAGGUAACUGAGUUAUAAAAAAUUACAUAUA
This is a messenger RNA of Neodiprion fabricii, 2544 nucleotides long. It is a transcript of the gene AstA-R1, whose product is annotated as allatostatin-A receptor. Gene Ontology annotation, biological process: G protein-coupled receptor signaling pathway. Bases 1374 to 2438 code for a protein of 354 amino acids. The record is from RefSeq and is a predicted model, not a curated record. Gene Ontology annotation, molecular function: G protein-coupled receptor activity. Gene Ontology annotation, cellular component: membrane. NCBI's taxonomy places the organism in Eukaryota, Metazoa, Arthropoda, Insecta, Hymenoptera, Diprionidae. The transcript is spliced from 5 exons.